AUUUGAAUGAGUUUUGUAAACGAUUUGGAUGAUCUAUGUGAUUUUAGUAAAUUAAGUCAAAAGUGGAAAUAAAAUAAAAAUGAAUAAGUAAAAUAACCUUCUCCAAGUCCAUCUAAAACUGAAUCAGAUAUCACUUCUAGUAAAUGUGUGUCUAAUCCAUGGAAUAAAGGUUUUAUUAUUAUAGUAUUCUAGAAAAUUUAAUGCCAAAUAAUGAAGAAGCAAAAAAAAUUAAUAACAAAAUUAGAAAUCAUGCUCCUUAAAUAAUUGAUGAGGAUACAGAAUAAUUUAAAAUAAGAUUAGAGCAUAUUUUAAAUGUAUUUAAAACAGAGGCAACAAGUGAAUUUAUGACUAUGAAAAGAUCUAUGUUAGAAGAUUAAAAAUAAACAAUAAAAUAAGACACUGAAAAGUAUUUAUAGAUGUAUGAAUUAAAAAAUAAUGAAUUAUAAUAAAUAAAAGAAUAAUUGGCAGAAUAAAUGAGAAUUUGCAAUUAGAUUACUGAAAGAUCAGAAAAAAUGGCAUAAUAUUGUGGUAAAAUGAAGAAUACAAAAAGAAAAUUAACUGUUUUAUCAAAUGUAUUAAAAAGUUUAAAAAUGUAUGCAAAAUAUUCAUAAAAGAAGAAAAAUGUAAUAAAAAAUAAUAUAUUAUAGAAUUAAAAAAAAGGAAUUAAACAUUAUAAAUUAUAUUUAUAAAGAUGGAUAUUUAAUUUAUGGAAAAAGUAGUUUAAUAUUCAAAUUAGAAUUAAUUAAUCUGAUAAAUUAAAAUUAUCUCAUUAAAAUGAUGUUGAUUUAUUGAUGGCUAAAUUUAAAAAAGAAUAAUAAUUAUUGGAAUAGAAAUUAUUUGAAGCUACAACAUAAUUAGAUGAAGCCAAUAAAAUUAAAUUAUCAAUGUAAGAAAACUUAAAGAGAGCUUUUAUGAGAGGAGUUUGUGCUCUUAAUUUUGAAGCCAUGAAUGUAUUAAAUGGAUCAUCUCAAUAAAUGGAAUUAGAUUCUUUAGCAACUAAUAUAUUGAUGAAUCCUUAUUAAUAAUCAAGUAUAUAAUAAUAAUAAAUAAUUCAUUAACCUUAAUAAUUUAAUUAAUUAAAUGAUACAUUAAAUUUAAAUGAAAGUAAAGAUUAAUGGUAAAGAUAAAAUUCACCACCUAAAAAUAUUAUUUAUCAUUAAUAAAAUAGAUUAGAAACGAAUGAUCAUCGUUGGAAGGAUGCCCCAAUUAUUGGUAUAAAGUAAUUGUCAGAAAUUACUGAAAAUUAAAGCAUAAAUAUAUCAAUAUCAAAAUUAGUAUAACAAGGUAAUAAUUUUAAUUUAAUUAGAUGAUUUAUAGUUUGAUAAAGAUGAUGAAUAAAAUGAAGGUAAAGUUAUUAAAGUAACCUUUGAUAAUCCUUCAACUUUACCAUCAUAGACAUAAUCUAUAAAAAAAUAAACAGUUUAAACAAAAUAAGCUUAAACUAAAUAACCUCAAAAAUAGACUAUAACAACUAAUUCAUCAACAUUUAAGAAGAAAUGA
Messenger RNA from Paramecium pentaurelia, 1500 nucleotides. Lineage: Eukaryota; Ciliophora; Oligohymenophorea; Peniculida; Parameciidae. The record is from the annotation of a GenBank genome assembly.